This is a messenger RNA of Cydia fagiglandana, 1224 nucleotides long. RefSeq lists its product as uncharacterized. Bases 1 to 1224 code for a protein of 407 amino acids. The record is from RefSeq and is a predicted model, not a curated record. The transcript has a single exon. NCBI's taxonomy places the organism in Eukaryota, Metazoa, Arthropoda, Insecta, Lepidoptera, Tortricidae.
AUGGACAACGAUUCGAUUAUCCGUAUAUGUGUGUCUGCAUUCUCAGACGAAGACAUCGAAAAUGCAAAGUCGUUGCUAUUUGAAUCGGUCCCAACGGACAAACGAAAAAUAUCAAGGCGUAAGGAUGGCAAGUCACAAAGGAAUCUAGAGGAUAUUAUAGUGCUGUUCGCAGAUACGGACCCCGAGCUAAUGCCUAUUUUUGUCGCUAAAGAUUUAUUUAAGCUGCCUGCAGUUGAUUUAGAUCAUGUCGACAUAUCGCGAUUACUUAAAGACCUGAGCUCGAUUAAAUCGGACCUUAAGUGCAUUAAAGAAACCUAUGCGACAAUCGAUCAGCUGGAAGAGGCCAAACGUACAAUUAAUGAGUGCAGAUAUGAUUCUUUUUUACAAAGUAAUGCAAACGUAAACAACAAAAGAGGUGCCUUUGUAUACGAUAGUGGACCAUAUGCGCUGAUUCAUCGUGGCGAUUCGGUAUCCAUAACUGAGGAAAACGAAAACUUACUGGAGACGACAAGUGGGUACAUUAAGAACGAUUUGCCUACUCUUUCUAAUGCGCAGCCUGCUACACGCAGCAAGGGUUCAUCUGUCCCACUCCCACCUGCGCCGGCAGAAAAUAUGCACGGUAGUGUAAUAAAUAGCACUGAGUGCUCAGUCGAUAUCGAAUUAGCACCGCCGAAGAUAGUAGCCCCCGCUCGGCGGAGUGUAACACCUGCGCGAGACAAUACAGAUAACAUGACGAGCUCCGGUUCUAGUUCGGUAAAUAAUUCACAUCAAAACAUUAGAACGGCUGCGGAAGUCGUUCGAGAUGGCACUUGGAAUAAAAAGAAAGAUGACAAGACCUGGACUCUCGUGCGAUCUCGGAAGUCUAAAAACCGCUUUAUAGGUAAAACCGGUACGGCUAUAAUCAGUCCCACUGGAAAGUUUAAAGCUGCGUGCCCAAAAAUACCGCUAUUUAUCACAUAUGUGGACCCGGCCACGUCUCCUUCUGACAUCGCGCAGUAUAUUAAAAAUAAAACGCAAGAAGACGUUACACUCGAAAUGAUCCAAAUGAGGAAAGAGAAAUGGUACAAAGCCUAUAAGUUGUAUGUAAACAAAGACAAGUUAGAAGUGUUUUUAAGUGACAACUUAUGGCCAGACGGUAUAAAGUUUCGCAAGUAUGUUUAUAGAAACAACAGUAGGCCGGAUUCACGGGAGACUGUUUCUGAAGGCAAAUUUAAACAUAAAUAA